GCAGUAGCGUCAUUUCUAAGAUUUUUUAAACACAACCGCCUUUGAAAGUUUCUUUGUUUCUUUGCCCAAAUUUCAAGUUGAAACUUGAAAAAUAGCAUUCAAAAGUACCCGCAGUUGAUAGUUCAGAAGUACCACUGUCGACAGAGACAGAGUCAGAAACUUUCGGGCUCCGACCGCAUUUCAUCAAUCAUUAUCCACACUGCUCUCGGCAUCAAAAAAAAUAUUUUCACAAAAAUGCCUUUGUAUCUCACCGCCAAGUUCAAGAUGAUGCCUGCCCUUGUGGCAGCUGCACUUGGGGGCGGCAUCACGUCGACCUGUGUAGUAACGGCCUCCAAUCCUGUCCGGCCUGGUCCCGUGGCGAAGGGCAAACCAGCUCCGAAACGACAGAGCAGACGUCCGGGGGAAGAACAGCAGGGGCAACAUCAGUUGCACUACACAACCGGAGCACGCUCCACGGUGCGCGUUGUUGGAAGAAAUCGGGCCUCCGGACGAGGUGGACAGCAGCAGCAAGGUCGCGCAAGUAACGGUCAGCUGCGGGCGCAGGAACAGCAACAGCAAGACCACCUAGACCAGCGUGCAGCCAUCCCCAUCGACGAGGCAUUUGCAGAUCGCAACCGCCUCGCCCGGACCCAAGUUUUGAGCGACCACCUGGACAGAACCCAGCCCCAGAGCAUUGCGGACGCGAACCUGCUCCGGGCCUUUGUACGGGUCUUGGAGGACGAACGGCGGACGAACAACGGAGGUAUCCGAGACCAGCAGCAAGGACUGCGUCAGCAAUCCUUCAGUGGUCCUGUUCGUCGGACUGCUGGUGCGGGACGUCCAGGCCAGCAAGGUGGACAACAACCUGCAGUCUAUGAGCAGCCGCGCGACACAAUGCUUCUACAAUACCCCCAGCAGGAGCAGCCACAACGGGGGGAUCAGCUGCCAAGUUUGAUUUCUCCCUCCGGCGGAACAAACUAUGCAACCCAUUCCCUGCACCAGAACCUGUCUGCUGCAACCGUGACUCGCACCCCGUCGCCGACGGACGAAAUUCUGAAUCACUUCAACACGAUGGAGGAUGAGGAGCACGACAAUUGGGGCCGAGACAGCUACAGCUCUGGGUCUGGAGGUUUUUCGUCGCCAGAACAAGUCGAAUUCGGCGCGGAAGAGGAUGCUUUCAUGCGGUCCUUUGCCUGGAACGAACACGACGACUCGCUGACCAUUCCGCCGUUUCAGCAUUUUUACAUCAACCGAGGCCGCGGCCACAAUGACCAUCUGCAGAUGAAUACCAUUUCCUGUCCACCGGGGCUGGAAGCCAGAGCCACUCCCGUGACUACUUCGAGCACCUCCAUUUUUCCCCGCACCAGCACGCCAGCGAUGGUUGUGGCUCCGCAGCCGCAGCGUCAGGGCCUUUUUCUCCCGGACCAAGAUGAAGAUCCGUUUGCGCUGCAGCUGCCCAACAUGCAGCAGCCCAUGCGUGUGGAGAUUUUUGACGGGAAAAAGCAAAGCAUGGGUCAACAACGUCCGACAGCCAGUGCCUCCGCGGCGACCUCCUAUACGUACACCGCCGGUCAGGAAUUCCUGAGCGCUGCCACGGCGACGCCCUCAUCUCCAAAUGGAGUCACUCCCACUGCAGCGGGAACAGCCGGCGCUCCUGCUAUGCGGGCACCGCCCGGGUUGAGUUUAGAUCCCAGCAAGUCGAAUGGCAGUGUGAGGAUGAUGUGGAUGUGUGUCCCUGUGCCGUUUGAUAACAACAAAAAAUCUACAACUUCCAGCCCCGCCGCGGGCAAAGAAGAAGCAGCUCUUGCCCCAGCGCUGGUCGAUGGCCAUCUUCUACAGAAUCUGCAACUUGUUCAGGAUCAUGCUGGUGGCACCGACAUUACGGCUGACUCUACGGACGACGUCGAGCGAUUGAAGUCCGAGGUUAUCGACUAUGGAACUCUCAAACGUUACAUUCUCAACUGUUACAUGAUUUGUCAUGCAAAUUUACCACCAAGAUCGCCGCGAUCAAGCUGCUUCGCAUAGCAAAUCUGCGAAGGGCUAAACAGCAUCGAAAUCUGUGCCAAAUCUGUAAUGCAAAAGGCGCAAUCUUCGCCAGUUCACUUUUGCCGUUCUUGCAUGACAAACUUAUGGAACAGUUGAGAAUGUAACAUUUGAGAACGCCAUAUCGACAUGCUGAGGGAUAUGGGUGACAACUUUGGCACCCAGCUCUCCGACGCUGAGGCAGUGGCCGCCCUGCAGAUUGUCAACGAGCGCCUGGCGAAGCACUCCGAGGAAGAGAUUGCGAAGGCCAGGAAUUCCCUCGAAGAUGGGCGCGCUGAACAAAUGAGGCCGAUGAAAGCAAUCGGACGAGGAGGAGGACCAGAAAGCCCCACGACGACUCGUCAACACCGAGCAUUAGAUCAUGCUGAAGCCGGCGGCGCGGCCUUCAGAGCACAAAGAAGUGCGACACAAGUAGAGCCUUUUUUGUCCUCCUCGCAGACGACUGGGGUCUCGGUCAGCAAAAAAACUGCUCUACCGCUGACGAGGGAAAACCAAAACGUGCAGGCGUCUCAGAGCGCGUUCCUGGCGAAGACUGCUCCAGCACCGGCGCCCGUCGGCUCCUUGGUGCACAACUUCUACACGCUCGAACCGAUGUCUGCACAUCAAACCGUAGAUCGCGUGCCGCACCAACAACAGCGUCAUGAUCAUCUGGCGUCGGAACAAGAAGAUCAUGUUCCACAACCGCCGCAGCCCCACCCGCAGUUGCGCCGCUCGCUGAACGUCCAGAGGGGGCAACCGAGAACCCCUGGCCAGCAGCACGAUGGUAUUAUUAACGCGAAGACGAGGAACGAGCACGGCAACAUCAUUAUCGUUUCGAAAGGCUCCGUCGGGCACCCGCACGCCUGCCAGCAAGCCUGCAAGUACCACGGCAAGAAGAGCGGGUGCAAGGACGGAAAGGACUGCGACCGCUGCCACCUGUGCUUCUGGACGAGCAAGCUCAGCGGGGGCCGGAACUCGCCCGAAGCGAGGGAGAAGCGAAAGGGGAUGAAGGAACAAGGCCUCUUGUCGGGAGGUCGAGGCGCUGCUUCGGCAGCUGGAACGAACCAAGAACAAGAAGACAUUAUUACACCACAACCUGGUCAUCUCGUCUCUUCAUCCUCUCCCGCGAGCAGCCCGAGUCAACAACAAGAGAGCAUGUUGUACAACAACUCAAGCCCUGCCUCCCCGGCGUCUCCGUGGGUCGGGGUCGCUGAUCAGCUGGCGGGAACUCGGGAAGAUGGCGUUUUUCAUCCAACAGGCAGUCCUUUCUCGACCAGAGGACAAGAAACUGAAUCUGCCGACGUGCUGAACCAGGACAUCAUUCCAUUCGCGACGAUGAAGAAAGGCGCACGCGCAGGCCCGAUGCUCCCGGGUCGCGUGUCGUGAGGAAAAUUAUGUCGGGCUCAGCAUAUUAGAUAUUGACAGGUGGAGGUCAUAGUCACGAAAGACAGCGGUAGUUGAUGUUGUAUACUUCAUUCGAUGUCCCUCCUCUUUGUUUUGUCUGUAAAUCGCACCACCGCUGUCCUCAGCAACGAACAGGAGGAAAACCGCGCCGUGCUAUCAUGCUCCAGCACAGAAGAUAACGCUUCCUCCUUAUACCAGUAGUAACGCACCACCAGUUGGAGCUGCUCUCGAAGUGUACUAUUUUUAGAUGGUUGUACAAGAACUAAAGAUUUUUUUAAAUCCACCUUUGUAUCCGGGCAUCUCCCGCCUUUUUCUUCUUUUUUGCUGCGUUUCGGAAAACCGCGCGCAUUAUGUUAUCUCUGAUUCUAGUACUACGUACAAAGUAUAUGAUGUUUCUAUUUUCUCAAAAGUUGUUUUACAAAUAUACUUAAUUAUGACCGCCCGACGAUGAAAUCCACCGGUGUUGAUAGACGCUCCUUCUUACGAAUGGAAAUGCCUCAAUAAUGCUCAUGCAAACGUGGUAAUCUGUGCGUGCCCUUCACCUUCUCUAUUUAUGCUUCUAGUUCUAUGGUCUAACCACUGAAUUUAUUCGCAUUUCACACCUUCUCCACCGCUUGCUUCUCGUUCUAUUUUUAGUCUCGCUGUAAAAUUUGAUUUUUUCGAAAGCACUUUCAUAUUUCCCGACCUAAGCACUCCAGAAAAACUGCAAAGAGAAGACAGAAGUAGUUCUGAGUAACGCUAUGACUAUUUGUUGUAUUUCUAUUUCGCUGCACGAUGGUCUUUGAAGAGCUUUUUUCGAAUACAGAGCAGCUAGCACACCUAGCCACAGCUUUAUUUGCAACCUUAGAAUGCCACGAAUAUCAAUAUGAUUUUAGAUUUUUACGGACCUGACAUUAAUGUUUGCUAACUGGCACCACUUCCAUUUGCAGCUCUAUUUCUCGCCCAAUUUUGGAACGGAAUUUGUGAAUUUGGAAAUGCGUUUCCCGACAAACUUUCUGCUAUUCGCGCCGGCAUUUGCUAUUUCUUUUGUUUGAGAUUUUCAUCAUUUCUGUGCUCUUGUAGUCACGAUUUUUUCAACAUGAUGAAGGGUGUGUAGAAAAAUAUAUUUCAAAGGAGCAAAAUAAAUGAGAAUCUUCUGUAUUUGCAGUCCUCCCUGUAGCAUCGAACAUGAGUUCAGCAAGCGUAAAACCUCGUUGUGUAUGGCACGACGCCGAUUUGGAUUGUGUUAUCUAACACAUGAGAAUCCAGUAACCCGAACGUGAGUGCAGUAUGUACAAGCCAGUACUUCGUGCCCCAAUGAUCUGUUAUUUAUUCUACGCCAUCAUAACUUAACCGCUUUUACUCACAUAAAAACGAUAACUCGCUACUUGUUGGCAUCAAUUGCUUCGAGAGCAGAUAACUGCUCCUAAGUGCGCAGGUGAGACGCAGAAUAGAUGACCUCCUCCGAAGAAGUACUUAGAUGUUAAUGUAGGAAUAUAGAUUUUUUGUUGCUCGUUUUCCGUAGCUAUUGCUGUAUCCGAAGAUCUUUAUAUUUUUACGAUCGAUGCGACGAUCGACGAAGUAUGUCCAAAAUAUUUCGGCUUCGGGAGAGAUCGAAAGCCCGCUCGCUUUGUUCGAGUAGGGUACGAGAACCGCCUGAAAACUACACGUUUAUGAUUUCUUUCGUCUUGUUGUACUUAUCAUUUCUGGGGGUAGCAACGAUACGAACUUUUUUACGCUGCAAGAGCAGAUGCAAUUUACGAUAGUAUCUAUAACUACCACUACUGCUGCAAAAAUAAACAAGCGGCUUGUGAAGAGGAUCGAGCUUCAGAGCUAUUUCCGGACUACACCGAAAAAGAAUACAAGCCGUGAAAUGAAAAAAACAAAAAGUAGAUAUAGAGAUAUCUGAUAAACUCAACCGAGAUUUGACAAUUUCUCCUUCUGUACUCCACCCUGCAUUUGUUGUAUCUAUACAGGAACCGAGUUGUCAAGGGCGCUUGCGCACCGGUGACCGUAGACGAUGUCGACACAAACACGG
Molecule: messenger RNA, 5422 nt
Organism: Amoebophrya sp. A120
Lineage: Eukaryota; Dinophyceae; Syndiniales; Amoebophryaceae
Source: the annotation of a GenBank genome assembly